Messenger RNA from Lucilia cuprina (Australian sheep blowfly), 2335 nucleotides. RefSeq lists its product as uncharacterized. Lineage: Eukaryota; Metazoa; Arthropoda; Insecta; Diptera; Calliphoridae. The transcript has 14 exons. The record is from RefSeq and is a predicted model, not a curated record. Bases 355 to 2211 code for a protein of 618 amino acids.
CUCACCAACAAAUUAAAUUUCAUACUAAAUUCAGAACUUCAAAGUCGUAUAGAUUUUGUUAAACGCCGUUGCGAUUUUAAAAUAAAUGAACUAAAAAUACAAACUAGUUCGAAAUGUUUUAGUAACGUUUCAAAUAGAUUAAUCAGAAAUUUAUAUUUUUUUGCAAAAUUAAAAUUACGAAUUGUUCACUUUGAAUAUACAUAAACUCAAAUACUUCUUUCCCGCUUAAAAGAUAGAUUUCAAAAUCGAUAUGUGUAUUAAAAAAACGCUUAAUUGUCAACAGUUGUCUGCAGUUGUAUUAAAAACAACGUAAACUUAUAUUUCAAAUUAAUUUUUUUAAUAUAAAAAUGGAAAAUGUCUUUUAGUCAAUCUUUGGUAAUACAACAGCAUGAUUACGAAAUAUUUGGCCCCAGUUGGCAGGCCGGAGUUUCAAGCUCUCAAAGCUUGGCAAAAUCUUUACGAAGUUAUGAUGUAGAAAGUGUUAAUAUUGGAAAAACUUGUGAAAAACUGUGUUCGGUCCUAAGCGCGAAAAGAGAUUCGAAGCAGGAGCUGUCCCAAGAUGUAGAAGAUGAUGAUAAUCUUUGUGCUGUUAAAAAUACUGAUACUAUACCCUUUCGUGCUUUCACAAAUAUAUGGUAUGGUACCUUGAAAAUUUAUCAACAACAGGUCAACACACUGUUCCGUUUAUCUCAAGAUUUACUUUCUCGUAGCUGUAAUUAUGAUGUCAAACAUUUAGAAGCCACUAAAAGAAAGUCAAGCUUGAAGUCUCAAAAAUGUAUUAAAAAGCGUCGCUUAACAUUAAGGGAAUCCACUGAUAAGUCAUUUAUUUCUACAAACUAUUCUGAGCUCUUAGAAGAUUUGGAAAGAUUAACCCAAGAACCCAUACAAAAAGCAUUGGAACAGUCUUCUCAAACUGUUUCACGUUCAACAACGCAAUUGCAAAUUCGUGAGAUAACUAUACGGGAAAUUAGUGCUACAACAACUCACUCCAUAGAUGAGGCAUUAGAUGAAGAUAGUGGCUUUGGUGAAGCUACUCACGAUGAAAUUGCAGAAUUUCUUAAUUUGUUUAACGAUAAUUCUAUUCUUAAUGUUAAGAAAACGCCAACAAAACGUAAGUCAACUUGUGAACAUGAAAUACCUAUCAAACAGGAUCGUUAUAGUAAUGAUUCUACAAUAGAACUGCCUAAGGAGAAUAUUAUUAUAACUAAAAACCCAGUAAAAACAUCUCCUUUAAAAAGAUCAUUCACACCAAUAGAAUUUGCUGAGACAUUUAAAAAACAUAAAUAUUUGGAAGAUAACGAUACUCCUGAAAAUGUUCCACAAAAUAUUUUUGUUCAAAACAAUGAAUUUAUCGACCCUGAUGGAAUUAAAAUAUCAACCGAAGUAAUUGUUAAAAACAAACAAAUUGCCAAACGCUGCGGAGUGAAAAGCAAGAAAAUGCGCUUAAUCAUUGAUGAAUGUACUAAAAUUGAUACCUCGGAAUUUAUAGAGGAAAUGAAAAGUAAGAACACAUUUUCAGCAAAAUUAGCUAGAAAGAAAAUCUUUAAAUCAUAUAAAACUAAAAAAAUUAGAACAGCUUUGGAACUAUUAACUAGAUUUAAUAGAAGAUCUCUAAAGUUAUGUUUAACCUUAAAACAAAAGAUUAAUCUAUCACGUGAACAAUUUGAAAGAGAAUAUUUAAAUUUACUGCGUGAAAUUUUUACUACGAACUUUAACGAAAAAUGGGCUUCAGAAAUAUAUCCUAAAUGGUUAUAUUUCAAAGAUGCACCAGAAAAAUCAAAUAAAUCUACUCCUUUAAAAAAAUUACAAAUUAAAAGGAAUUCUGUCCAACAGCCAGUAGCUGAUUUAAAUAAUCCUAAUGAACAUUUAAAUGCAGAUGCAGUAAUAGAUGACAACAAUAAUGAUGUUUACAACAUAAAUCAAGAAAUACAAAAGCUAGAAAAUAAUUUUAACAAGGAACCGGCUUGCGCCAACCAACAUAUGUGGCACCCUUAUGGUGUUAUGUUGAAUUUAUUAAACAUGUGGCGUUUUAAUCAAACUAAUGAAAUUGCCGCUAAAACUCUUUUUAAAUUAGCUGAAAAUCGUUUUGAUACAGCUUUGGGUUUUUACUCACUCUUAGAUUUAUCCAAGAACCAGUUCGUCUAUCUAACAAGAUUUCCUGAAACUAUUGCAUUGAGAAGUAUUUUAAUGGGUAAAUCUAUAAAAAAAUAAUAUUACUUAAAAUUAUGGUAGAUUUUUUAGUCCUUAAAAUUGUUAAGUUUUUGUUUUCUUUAUAGUUUAAGAUAUUGUUAAAUUCACAUUUAAAUGUAAAAUAUAGUUUUAUAUCUGAAUUACA